This is a messenger RNA of Drosophila kikkawai, 2179 nucleotides long. RefSeq names its product Tryptophanyl-tRNA synthetase, mitochondrial (gene TrpRS-m). Gene Ontology annotation, molecular function: tryptophan-tRNA ligase activity; ATP binding. Gene Ontology annotation, biological process: mitochondrial tryptophanyl-tRNA aminoacylation. The record is from RefSeq and is a predicted model, not a curated record. Lineage: Eukaryota; Metazoa; Arthropoda; Insecta; Diptera; Drosophilidae. Gene Ontology annotation, cellular component: mitochondrial matrix; mitochondrion.
CAAAAGGGGGGUGACAGCGUUGCCAAAGUCAGUAUUUUCAAAAUAACAAUUAUAAUAAAUUUUCGGCGGCAACUCGUUCCAUUCACCACAUAUACAUAUAUGUAUUUUGCUUAAAGGAUUGAGGUUAAAAUUAAAAACUUUGCAAUGUUUCAAGCUGGCAAACUAAGAAGCGUCGCGGCCACGAAGGGUCCGUGUUCGACUCUCCUUCGUCAGAGGCGCUGCAUUAAUUUGAGGGACUUUUCGGAGAUAAUUGGUAACAGGAAUCCAAAGCAGCCAAGCCAGCCGCCAGUUACAGCGAAGAGCGGCACUGGCUCUGAAAUGCAGGCAUGGCCACGAAAAAUCUUCAGUGGAAUCCAACCCACUGGCUCCCUGCACUUGGGCAACUAUCUGGGCGCGGUGAGGCGUUGGGUGCGGCUUCAGGAGGCCCAUGACGAUGUGACCAUCUCUAUUGUGGACAUGCACUCUAUCACAAUGCCUCACAAUCCGCCAAAUCUGCGGGAGAACAUCUUUGUCAUGGCUGCCACACUCCUCGCCUGCGGGAUUGACCCUGAGAAGAGCACCCUGUUCGUCCAGUCCUCCAUUCCCGAGCUUACCGAGUUCAACUGGAUUCUAAGUUCAUUGAGUACAAUGCCGCGCCUGGCGCAGUUGCCUCAGUUUCGGGAGAAGACCCGUCUGGUGAAGGAAAUCCCACUGGGUUUGUUCGUGUAUCCGGUCCUUCAAGCUGCCGACAUCUUGCUCUACAAAGCUACCCACGUUCCUGUGGGCGCUGACCAGCUGCCACACAUUCAGCUGGCUCAGCACCUGGCCAGGACAUACAACAGUUGCUAUGGCGAGACCUUUCCUGUGUGCGAGGCAAUUGUUGAGAACGGAGAGGCCUCCCGAAUUCUAUCCCUUCAAGAUCCCGGCCAAAAGAUGUCCAAAUCUAUUGGCGAUCUGCUGGCCACAAUCAACCUGGCUGACUCUCCAGACCUAAUAACAAAGAAGAUUAACUCAGCGGUCACUGAUUUCACCUCGGACAUCUCUUACAAUCCCAACAAGCGUCCUGGAGUGAGCAACCUGGUCACCAUCCAUUCGCAGGUCACUGGACAGACCAUCAAGUCGGUGGUGGACGAGGCCACCACACUAGAUACGGCCAAGUACAAGGAGCGAGUUGCAGAGGCUGUCAUCGAGCACUUGAGUCCGAUCAGAGAGGAAAUUAAGCACCACCUGGCCAGGCGCAACGAGAUGAUCCACUUGCUGGAGGUGGGGGCUUCAAAGGCCCGCCAGCAGGCACAGCACACAUUGAGCGAUGUGAAGCAGCGCCUGGGGCUGGGCACCAGUGGCAACAUGCCAGCAGCAAUACAGCUGGCGCCGCUGGCGGCACCUGAGGUGUCCAAGACAUCUGCCAGCAUACUGAUGUCCAAUGUGGGCGAUGCCAAUGCCAACGAGCGACACAAGCGGAUGUAUGGUUUCACGGAGACGCCGAGUGGUGGUUCAAAGGAACCAGCCACCGAAGAGCCCUUGCCGGAGGUCCGUCAACACAGGGUCCGGCGAUUGGUUCGUCGUCCGCCCAUGGUGCCAACUCAGACACUGCGCGUGGAAAAGCAGAUGGGCAGCACCCGACCACGACAUGUUUUUAAAAUGGAUUGCGGGAAUGCACCUCAUAUUGGUUUCAAAAUUGCCCCGAAAUUGGUGACCAACUUGGGUACCGAGGGGCUGACCCAGAAAAAUCUAUCCGCCUCAGACAUCCUGGGUUCGUUUAAGCCUGUUCAAAAUGCGAUUCCCAGUGCGGUGUCUAUAUUAGCACGCGAAGUAAAUGCUCCCAGGAAGCAGGAGUUUGCUUGCAACCUGGAAAACAGUGGCUUCUAUGCACCGCCCCUCAACGAGGAGGCCAAGGACAGCGAAGUUAUCAUACUCGACCACGGGGAGGAACUGGCCGUUUCUCAGGAUAGUCAAGAGGAGUCCGAGGCGGAGGAAAAGUGGGAGAGUGAUGAGUGGAGUGUCGACGAGAAGACCAAAGUCUAGAUUUUUUGCUGGGAAAUGUUGCAAUAGUUUUAAGUGUAGUCCCAAGUCGAUUUCUUGAUUUUAAUGUCUAGAUCCUAGGAUGCGUCAAUUGUACCUUGAUGUCAACUUCUUAAAUUAUUAUUUUACGCACAAGAUCGACAAUAUCUAAAUUAAAUGGAUUUUUUUAAAAACAGAA